ACGUAAUUGUAUACCAGCUGUAUAAUAAACACAUUAGCAGUAAUUAUUAUCAUUUUAAGUGAAUAAACUUACCAGAUGGCGACCGGUUUGCCGGAGUAAAAGCGUACGAUCGACUGAAAGCUAAAGGAAAAAACAACCAGGAACUACCUCCCUGAUUACGUCAACCGACUUCCGCCGUAAAGUGUGACGGCUUCCGUACUUACUUCUUACCCACGUUUCCACGCUCUUCUCACGGGAGAUACAACUGCUAGCGGAUAAAGGUCGCUUUUUAAAUAUUCAAUAUGAGGCCACUAACAGACGAAGAGACAAAAACGAUGUUUGAGAAGUUGUCGAAAUACAUCGGUGAAAACAUAAAGAUUCUAGUGGACCGACCUGACGGUUCCUACUGUUUCAGGUUACACAAUGACCGUGUGUACUACAUGAGUGAGAAAAUUCUUAAGUUGGCCACACACAUUUCCCGGGACAAGCUCGUGUCAGUGGGAACAUGUUUUGGAAAGUUCACAAAGACCAUUAAAUUCCGCCUGCACAUCACAGCUCUGGAUUUCCUGGCGCCCUAUGCAAAGUUCAAGGUGUGGGUGAAACCUGGAGCAGAACAGUCUUUCCUCUAUGGAAACCAUGUGCUAAAAUCUGGGCUUGGAAGAAUCACUGAGAACACCAUGCAGUAUCAGGGAGUAGUGGUCUACUCUAUGACGGAUGUGCCCCUGGGUUUUGGAGUGGCAGCCAAGACUACCCAGGAGUGUCGACGAGUGGAUCCCAUGUCCAUUGUCGUGUUCCACCAGGCCGACGUAGGAGAGUUCAUCAGGAAUGAAGAUACAUUAACAUAAAGAUGCAUCAACAGCUGAACUGUCAAAUGCCCCUUUUCUUAACCCAUUUAAUUCCCAGUAACAUUCACAUCCUUUCCCACCCAGAGCAGCUGUUUUCUUAACAGAAGUGGUUGGAUCUAAAGAGCCAGAGGUUUGAAAUCGGCCAUAUUGGAAAAAGAACCUGACUCGCCUUUGGAUACUGCUAAUCUGCCAGCUACAGGAUUCCCUAGUAACAGAGCUGAUGCGACCUGAUCAAAAAUGAAAGGGGGAAUGCUUGUCCGUUUUUGUAAAUGUAAUCUUUCAAAUAAAUCAAACAUCUUUGUA
This is a messenger RNA of Cottoperca gobio, 1127 nucleotides long. RefSeq names its product NIP7 nucleolar pre-rRNA processing protein (gene nip7). Gene Ontology annotation, molecular function: RNA binding. Gene Ontology annotation, cellular component: nucleus. The record is from RefSeq and is a predicted model, not a curated record. The transcript has 5 exons. Lineage: Eukaryota; Metazoa; Chordata; Actinopteri; Perciformes; Bovichtidae. Gene Ontology annotation, biological process: ribosome assembly. Bases 282 to 824 code for a protein of 180 amino acids.